CUCUCGGGUUUGACAUUGCUCUCGACUUAAACCACACGUCGACAACAACUCGCCGCAACAGAGUCUUUGCCACGGACUGGGAGUCAUUCGCUGCAUCGCCGCUGCCAUCAUGUUCUCCGCCAGUCUCAGGCAGUUCUCUGGCCGCAGCGCCAUCCGCGCCACUCGCAACUUCUCGAGCACGCCGCGAGCAAACCGCAUCAUCACGUCCGCACCGCUACGAGCGAAGGAGGCAUCUGGUGCCAUUGGACACAAAUACCCUGUCAUCGACCACGAAUACGAUGCUCUGGUCGUGGGCUCAGGAGGAGCUGGUCUGCGAGCAGCAUUCGGCCUGGCCGAGGCUGGAUUCAACACAGCCUGCAUAUCGAAGCUAUUUCCCACACGAUCACACACUGUGGCUGCUCAAGGAGGCAUCAAUGCCGCCCUGGGUAACAUGCACGAGGACGACUGGAGAUGGCACAUGUACGAUACUGUCAAGGGCUCCGACUGGCUGGGAGACCAAGACGCCAUCCACUACAUGACAAGAGAGGCACCCGCAUCUGUAUACGAACUCGAGAACUACGGAUGUCCCUUUUCGCGAACAGACGACGGCAAGAUCUACCAGCGAGCCUUUGGUGGUCAGUCGCGGGAGUUUGGCAAGGGCGGACAAGCAUACCGAUGCUGUGCGGCUGCUGAUCGAACGGGACACGCCCUUCUACAUACCCUCUAUGGCCAGUCACUCCGCCACAACACCAACUACUUUAUUGAAUUCUUCGCCAUUGAUCUGAUCAUGGAAGAUGGCGAGUGCAAGGGUGUCAUUGCCUACAACCAGGAAGAUGGCACUCUGCACCGCUUCCGCUCUCACAACACUGUUCUGGCUACUGGAGGAUACGGUCGUGCAUACUUCUCGUGCACAUCUGCACACACUUGCACUGGUGAUGGCAUGGCCAUGGUCGCUCGCGCUGGACUUCCUAACCAGGAUCUCGAGUUUGUGCAGUUCCACCCUACUGGUAUCUAUGGCGCUGGUUGCUUGAUCACUGAAGGGUCUCGUGGUGAGGGAGGUUACUUGCUCAACAGCGAGGGUGAGCGAUUCAUGGAACGUUAUGCUCCGACCGCGAAGGAUCUUGCUUCUCGUGAUGUUGUCAGCCGAAGUAUGACCAUGGAGAUCCGCGAAGGUCGUGGUGUAGGACCUGACAAGGACCACAUUUACCUGCAAUUGUCGCACUUGCCUCCCGAGAUUCUGCACGAGCGUCUCCCCGGUAUCUCUGAGACUGCUUCCAUCUUCGCUGGUGUCGACGUGACCAAGCAGCCUAUUCCUGUAUUGCCAACGGUGCACUACAACAUGGGCGGUAUCCCCACCAAGUACACUGGUGAGGUUCUUACAGUGGACGAGAAUGGCAAGGACAAGGUUGUGCCAGGUCUGUUCGCUUGCGGUGAGGCCGCUUGCGUGUCGGUCCACGGCGCAAACCGCCUCGGUGCCAACUCUCUGCUCGAUCUGGUCGUAUUCGGACGUGCUGUCAGCCACACCAUCCGCGACAACUUCUCUCCUGGCAAGCCACACCAAACGAUAUCCAGCGAUGCAGGCGCCGAAGCCAUUGCCACUGUCGACCAAAUCCGAACCGCGGACGGACCAAAGAGCACCAACGAGAUCCGAAGCGCCAUGCAGAAGGUCAUGCAGUCUGAUGUAUCUGUGUUCCGAACACAGGAGUCGCUUGACGAGGGUGUCAAGAAGAUUAACGAAGUCGACAAGCAAUUCCACCAAGUUGGCACCAAGGACCGCAGCAUGAUCUGGAACAGUGACCUCGUUGAAACCCUGGAGCUGCGCAACCUGUUGACUUGCGCCGUCCAGACUGCUGAAGCUGCAGCUGUUCGUAAAGAGUCUCGAGGAGCACACGCUCGUGAGGACUACCCUGACCGAGACGAUGAGAACUGGAUGAAGCACUCUCUCACAUGGCAAAAGAAGCCACAUGAGAAGGUUGAGAUUGGGUAUCGUGCUGUUGUUGCAAACACACUGGAUGAGGCCGAGUGCAAGGCUGUACCUCCUUUUGCAAGAAAGUAUUAGAGAAUUGGAGAUAGCGAGACUAGAUGGAAUUGGUCUGGGAAUAUAAACCACCAGCAGUUGAAACGGGUUCCAGCUAGAGCGACUUUCAGGCCACCUAGUAGUGAAUUGCAUGUAGUCUAGAAGGUCAGGUAGCGACGGCGUUGUGUACAUAUUAAGCAGAUCUGACUGUUUCUUGUAUUCACGCAGAGUGGUGGUGGUCCCUCGUGUUUCCGGCAAAAGACUCCUUUUGAUCGAAUCGGAUCUCAGCAUGGGUCCAGGAUUCGCAAGGCAAGGAUCAAAUCUGUUAUCAGCCCC
Messenger RNA from Sphaerulina musiva SO2202, 2332 nucleotides. Its product is annotated as succinate dehydrogenase. Lineage: Eukaryota; Fungi; Ascomycota; Dothideomycetes; Mycosphaerellales; Mycosphaerellaceae. Gene Ontology annotation, molecular function: flavin adenine dinucleotide binding; electron transfer activity; succinate dehydrogenase (quinone) activity. Bases 110 to 2038 code for a protein of 642 amino acids. The transcript has 2 exons. Gene Ontology annotation, biological process: mitochondrial electron transport, succinate to ubiquinone; tricarboxylic acid cycle. The record is from RefSeq and is a predicted model, not a curated record.